This is a messenger RNA of Eremomyces bilateralis CBS 781.70, 1022 nucleotides long. RefSeq lists its product as uncharacterized. NCBI's taxonomy places the organism in Eukaryota, Fungi, Ascomycota, Dothideomycetes, Eremomycetales, Eremomycetaceae. Gene Ontology annotation, molecular function: transcription cis-regulatory region binding; DNA-binding transcription activator activity, RNA polymerase II-specific. The transcript is spliced from 3 exons. The coding region runs from base 1 to 624 and encodes 207 amino acids. Gene Ontology annotation, cellular component: RNA polymerase II transcription regulator complex. The record is from RefSeq and is a predicted model, not a curated record.
AUGGAAUCCCAAUCAUAUGACUAUUGGAUUUCCCAAGGCGCGUAUACAGCUGGUUCGACACCUGUGAACAGUCCUCAGGAUUAUGUUUCAUAUGCCCCACGCAUGUCCUACCCAGCUUCAUUUGACCCUGCUCUACCCAUGUACACAGUGCCUCCUUUCGGCCCUGUUGUCGACGAGCUAGCCAGUUUCAAUUACGGCGUCGGCGUGACACCCAGCGAAAUGAGCUCGGCAGAUGAGAGUUCCUACCAAUGCAGUCCAAGGAUGCCUAUCAUCGAGUCAGCUUAUAGUCCCCAAACCGGAAAGUCUCAUGCGACAAGCGGACGACGACGAGCUCAAAAUCGUGCUGCACAGCGUGCCUUCCGCGAGCGAAAAGAAAAGCAUGCUCGCGACCUCGAAGGUCAACUGGCCGCCCUGACAGAGCAAUACAAUACGCUAGAGUCAGACCACGCUGAAUUAAGCGCUGCGUACGAGAAGCUUCGCCGGACUAUUGAAGUGCUCACCAAGGACGACACAGAAGAUCACCCGCCGAGUAAUGCCGAUCGACUAAGAAGGUUACUCGGUAUUUUGCACGGGGAAGUGAAGAAGUCUAGUGCAACGGGAGCUGCGAAGCAGCAGUCCGAGUGAGCGAAAUUGACUGACUGUUGACGGUGGUCUGUUGAAUGGCGCUCAGUGAACGACUUGACGUAAUUGCAUUGGUGGUGUUGACGGGAGGACUGGUCAAUCCCAUAGUCGGAUUCAACAAAAAGGCGGCGUUCUCUGCGAUGAUAGGAUCUCUGGGGGUGUUUUGAUAACUCUUGCUAUGUAUCCUCAUUUGUUUCUGUUGCUGACUGCAAUGUUGAGCCUGUGAUGGAAAUUUCCAGAUGAUGCGGAUGCCUAGUUAGCCAUUUUGUACAGUCGUUUUGGGUUGGGACAAUUGGUGAGCAAUCAGCCAUGAGAGCUUCAGGUUCUGCCCCUAGUGGCACUAGUGUGGCUAGUACCGGAUAAUGAUCAGAUAGAUUCAAAAUUCGUUUAUGCACGCCAAC